AUGGCGACUACACCCGCCCCCGAGUACGCCGACAGUGGCAUGAGCAGCGCCGACAAGGAGCCUGUCUCUGAGAAUAUUCAUGAGCAAUCGCAGGUGACCAGAUCAAUGGAAGACGAUCUUGAGCCAGGCCACUUCGAUGUAGCCAAUAUUGAGCGAAUCUACAGAAAAUUGGAUCGUCGAAUCAUUUCCGCAUUCUGGGUUCUCUACUUCUUUUGUUCAGCCAUCCGCUCCAAUGUUGGUCUAGCGCAGACCAUGAAUGAGGAUUCGGGCCACGAUCUCGGAACUGUCUUGAAAAUCAACCCCCACGAGAUUUCAACCGCACUUGCGCUAUUCUAUGUUGGUUAUGUGAUAUUUGAUGUACCAUCCAACCUGGCCAUGACCCGCUUGAGCCCGCACGUCUGGAUGAGCCGUAUUGUGCUCAGUGUUGGUCUAAUUGGUACCUGUAUGACUGCUAUGAAAGCCGAGUGGAGUUUCUACCUCCUGCGUCUCCUUCUCGGUAUCGUUGAAGCUGGCCUCUGGCCUGGCAUGACCUACUAUCUCACUCUCUUUUAUCCGCCCUCGCGUAUUGGAAAACGCAUCGGCUACUAUUUUACUGCUUCGCAAGUAUCCGCUGCCGUUGUCGGUCUAGUCUCUGCGGGUUUUCAAAAAAUGGACGGUGUCAAGGGCUAUGUUGGCUUCCAGUGGAUGUUUCUCAUCUGGGGUAUUGUUACUAUUGCCCUCGGAUUCGGCCAGCUUUGGUGGUUGCCUGACCGUCCCACUCCGCCUGGAGAACCUCUUCCUAAGCGUCACAAGCUACUAAGCUGGCUGCCAGAUACUGCCCCUGCAUUGACUGGCAAGGAUGCUGUCGUCCACUACCACGACAUGAAACGUGUGUACCACAGCACCAAAUGGACAUGGACAGAUCUCCUGCACGUCUUUAUGGAUUGGAGACUUUGGCCGCUACUCGUCAUGUACUUCGGCGUUGUCGGCGUUGGGAUUGGUGUCCAGCUGUACGCAAACCUAAUCAUCCAAGCGAUCAACCCGAACCUUAGCGGUGUCGUCAUCAGUCUGUUGACGGCCCCUAUUUGGAUUAUGGAUUUGAUCGCCAUUGUUAUCGUUACGCCUUUCUCAGACCGCUUUCAUCGUCACCGUGCCAUUUUUUUUGCUAUCCCAGCUUUGAUUCAAAUCUUGGGCCUGCUUCUCACGAGUUAUGCUGGCAGCGAAGAAAACCCCUGGCCCCGUUAUGGUGGCCUCCUUAUCAUCGGCUUCGGCCUCGGCCCCACUGUUCCUAUCACCAUGACAUGGACUGCCGAGAUCUUCCAGCCGAGACACGGCGAAGUCGGUGUGGCUGCUGCAUCUGCCGUGGUCUCUGGAUGGGGUAACUGUGGUAGCAUUCUAACCACCUAUGCACUCUACUCGGGUUGGACGAGCGACUACGAGGCCCCUGGGCGUCAAAAGUACCGAAAGAGUAACCUAGUGAUGGUAGGAAUCUUGAUCGCCAGUAUCCUUGCUGCCGCCCUGAUGCAGAUCUUGGUUCGGGUCGUUGAUGGCCGCCAACGCGAGGCGGAAGACGCGGACGGCGUACUCGACGGAGCGGCGGCCCGCGAGUUGGAACAACGUGGUCUCAAGGGCUUAGGAUCUGGAGUCGACCGGUGGGUGGGACGCGCGAAGAAUGUUCGCAAAUAA
Molecule: messenger RNA, 1665 nt
Organism: Penicillium waksmanii
Lineage: Eukaryota; Fungi; Ascomycota; Eurotiomycetes; Eurotiales; Aspergillaceae
Product: putative MFS transporter
Exons: 4
Coding region: 1-1665 (554 amino acids)
Biological process (GO): biotin import across plasma membrane
Cellular component (GO): membrane
Molecular function (GO): dethiobiotin transmembrane transporter activity; solute:proton symporter activity; biotin transmembrane transporter activity
Source: RefSeq, a predicted model, not a curated record